Molecule: messenger RNA, 1737 nt
Organism: Pochonia chlamydosporia 170
Lineage: Eukaryota; Fungi; Ascomycota; Sordariomycetes; Hypocreales; Clavicipitaceae
Product: zinc homeostasis factor 1
Exons: 3
Coding region: 1-1737 (578 amino acids)
Biological process (GO): intracellular zinc ion homeostasis; zinc ion transmembrane transport
Cellular component (GO): membrane
Molecular function (GO): zinc ion transmembrane transporter activity
Source: RefSeq, a predicted model, not a curated record
AUGGGCGCCAAGAUGGCCUGGUCCAAGAGCACUCGCAUCAAGGUCAUGAUUGCUAUUGACACGGCCUUUUUCUUGCUCGAGUUGAUUUGCGGUUUCCUUGCUCACUCACUGGCUUUAACUGCGGAUGCGUUUCACAUGCUCAACGACAUCAUCUCCCUCGUCAUCGGAUUAUGGGCUGUUGUCGCCGCACAGAAAGAAACAACCGACGAAUUUACAUUCGGAUGGGUUCGUGCCGAAAUUUUGGGUGCCUUCUUCAAUGCCGUCUUCCUCAUCGCUCUAUGCGUCUCCAUCAUUCUUGAGGCCCUGACCCGAUUUGUUGAACCCCCCGAGAUCAACCAACCUAAGCUCAUUCUCAUUGUCGGGUGUGCCGGUCUGGCAUCCAAUCUACUUGGAUUUGUUGUGCUUGGUGGCCACGGACAUUCUCAUGGUGAUGAAGAAGAGGGCCAUGACCAUGAUCAUGAUCACCACGACCAUAGCCACGCUGUCCAGGAGGGAGCCUCCUCGGACACGGACAACCUCCGCCGCACUGUCGCUAACGAGGAAGGCGCUGUAGGGGAUGUCCUCCCCGAAGUCAUUACAAGACGAGCUGGGAACACGAGUCCCGAGACGUCUCGUCGCAUCCGAUUCGGAGAUGACAACACCGGCCGAGAGGAAUCAAACAGUAGAAACCGGUUGGGUGCUGCUCAGUCUAGAGGGCGUGCCCGACGACGCUCCAGUAAGAGCGGGCACUCGCGCUUCCAGAGCAUCGAGGACAUGAGCAUCCAUCCAGCCAGUUUCCGUCAGGACAUUAUUGCAGCUAGUCUUGCCGCAUCCUCGGGAGCCGGUCUCAUCGCCGACAGCGACACCAGUGAAGAUGCUCUGAUCGGCGACUCGGAAACCGACGUCAACGAAGAAUCACCGCUGCUCGCGGGCGGUGGCAAGGGGAACAACGGAGCCAUUGGCCACUCGCACUCGCACUCACACUCACACUCACACAAACGGCCCCGCCGAGAUUCGAGUGUGCACGACGGCCACAACCAUACGCUGCCCAGAAAGGCCGGAGCCAAGGCCAGCGGUCACAAUCACGCUGACAUGGGCAUGAACGCCAUGAUGUUACACGUUUUAGGUGAUGCAUUGGGUAACGUCGGCGUCAUUGUCACCGCCCUCGUCAUUUGGCUGACCGACUGGCCGGGCAAGCUGUAUUGCGAUCCGGCUGUGUCUCUCCUUAUCACGGCCAUUAUUCUCAAGACGUCCAUCCCCCUGACCCGUGCUACCGCUAGGGUCUUGCUUCAGGCCACUCCUGAGAACAUUAGCAUCCAAGACAUUCGCCAAGACAUUGAAGGUCUUCCCGGUGUCGUCAGCUGUCACCACAUUCAUGUAUGGCAAUUGUCCGACACCAAGGUGGUUGCCAGCAUGCACCUGCAAGUGGCGUUUCCCAUUAAUGAGCACAGCGGCGAAAAAUACAUGCAACUCGCCAAGAGAGCCAGGAAGUGCCUCCAUGGAUACGGCAUCCAUAGUGCUACCAUUCAACCCGAGUUUUGUUUGGAUCGACAACACCGACAUGCAGGGGACGCGGCAGCCUUGCGGAUGGACGGAGGAUUAGACGGUACCGGCGAGAACGCCUGCCUACUAGAAUGUAUCGAUGACUGCCAGGCAGAGGGUUGCUGCCCCCCCGGCGACUCUUCGUCCAAAGCAUCAUCGAGUCGCCGCGGUAGCGAGACAACUCAGGGCGGUGAUGAUGCGAGUCAUCAACACUAA